Molecule: messenger RNA, 1173 nt
Organism: Cynara cardunculus var. scolymus (artichoke)
Lineage: Eukaryota; Viridiplantae; Streptophyta; Magnoliopsida; Asterales; Asteraceae
Exons: 2
Coding region: 71-862 (263 amino acids)
Cellular component (GO): chloroplast
Source: RefSeq, a predicted model, not a curated record
AUAAGAGGUUUAAAAGACUUCUCUUUCCAAACCAACAUCUUUCUCUCCAUUUGAAACACACCCAGAAACCAUGAUUUCAUUGAAAGCCAUACAGACAUGCUUCAUUACCACAAAACAUGAGAUUUUCCACAAAACAGAUUUCUCCACCAAGAAUCACCACCACUCAAGGCUAUUUCUCUGUAAGUCGAAAGAUUCCGACACCAAUUCACCAUCAUCAUCACCGCCACCAUCAGAAGGUGAUGAACGGAAGCAGGACCUCCUUGCAAGGAUUGCCAUGCUUCAAGCCCAAAAAGUCCGUCUCACAGAUUAUCUGGAUGAACGAUCUGCUUAUCUUACCCAAUUUGCUGAAGAAGCCAAUGUCGAGUUUGACCAAGUUGGCGAAAACGCCCUUAAAGAAUUAGAGGAAGCCAGUGCCAGGAUAAUGGGGAACAUAGAAAGCCAAAUGCAAGCUUUUGAAGAAUCGGCAGAAUCAAGCAAGAUGGAGAUAGAGGAGAACCAAAAGAAGUUGGACGAGUUUGAAAAUCGGUUUGCGAAUGAAAGAAACGAAGGGCUAUUCUUCCAGAGCUUGGGGGAGAGUAAGCCCGUUGAUAAAUCAAUAGCAAAAGCAGCAGCCCAGAAGAUGAACGAGUUGAACAAACAAACUGCAGGAACAGAAACUAGGAGGAACAUUUACCUUGCGUUGAUCGGCUUGGUUAGCAUCUCCAUAGUCGAGUCCUUGAUCUCUCCGUCAUUUGAUUGGAGAAAAGGCGUGGUUCUUGGGCUGAUUUUGGUCGGGUUGCUUACACAAUUGACCUACGAGCAGAAGAUGUUAUCUGAAACACAGAGCACAGAAAGUGAGAAAAACCAGAAAAAGAAAGAGUGAAGUGCUUUUCUUAUAAUUCUAGUUGUUGGAUGUUAAUUUACUAGCAACUUUCAACAAGUAUACAUAUUGCAUGGUGAAUAACCCAAAGUAUGAUCUCAACUCUUCGGACUGAUAUGUCAUGCUACUAGCUUUUGCAUCAUUGUACUUCUGGUGAUAUAUGUAGAAUCACCAAAAUGCCACUUGAAAUUGAUGAUGCUAGUAUAGAAAGAUAAAGAAACCAAGGUUUGAACAAUGUAUAGCUCAAAAAGGUUUAACAUUUUCUUCAAUGGUACAAGGAAAACACAAAAUAAAUGUUUGACUUCUUUGUUUUC